Messenger RNA from Exophiala mesophila, 1075 nucleotides. RefSeq lists its product as uncharacterized. NCBI's taxonomy places the organism in Eukaryota, Fungi, Ascomycota, Eurotiomycetes, Chaetothyriales, Herpotrichiellaceae. Gene Ontology annotation, molecular function: rRNA binding; structural constituent of ribosome. The transcript is spliced from 3 exons. The record is from RefSeq and is a predicted model, not a curated record. Gene Ontology annotation, biological process: translation. Gene Ontology annotation, cellular component: ribosome; mitochondrial large ribosomal subunit. Bases 170 to 919 code for a protein of 249 amino acids.
GUCUAGUAGUACAUGAAGGACGACAGGUCGAACCCAGAACCUUUCGCUCUGGACAAGGCUUUCACCGAGUAGGAUCAUUCGCCUGUAUCGAGACGGUCGACGGAAUACGCGUGUCGUAUCUUUGGAAUUCGCGAAAGGAAUCGCUCGUUCGACCUCCACCUUGGAUACAAUGACCUGCACUGGUCUCCAACCCUCUCUUCGAAGGCUGGUCCUCGAAGCCAGUCGAACGCACGAAAUCCAUUCGUUCCUUGCGCCCUCGAUCUCACAGUCACGAUGUUUCUCUGCCACAGCCGCCCACCGUUCCCGAAUUGGGAAAACAGCUAUCGCGAUCCCUCCUGAUGUGUCGCUACGCUUCUGCGAUGUACCGAAAGCAACUGCAAGAAGCAGGAACCCUGACGCACCGGUCAGCAUCUUGGAAGUUACAGGGCCUUUGGGCCAAUUGACACUACCCAUACCACAAUAUCUGUCGACGUCGCAAGAUUCAGAUGGCAAGAAACUCAACGUGAGCGUUCUCGAGUCUGACGAAACUCAUCAGAGGUCUAUGUGGGGCACCAUGCGAGCUCUGAUACAAAACACCAUUUCCGGGGUGUCGGAAGGUCACACUUGUAUUCUACGUCUCGUCGGCGUCGGUUAUCGUGCUACUGUGGAAGACAGCGCAACCACCAAAAAGCCCGAGUACCCGGGUCAAAAGUUCGUCAACCUGAAACUUGGAUUCGCCCAUCCCGUGGAGAUGGGUGUCCCCAUGGGAGUCAAGGCGAGCACACCACAACCAACCAGAAUAUUGCUUGAGGGAUGUGACAAGCAGGUUGUGACGCAAUUCGCUGCGGAGAUUCGCCGAUGGAGGAAGCCUGAGCCAUACAAAGGCAAGGGUAUUUUCGUCAAUGACGAGACUAUCAGAUUGAAGGGAAAGAACAAAUAGAGAAGUGAGUAGACAAUGGCUUCGGCAGGGACUGAAGAUAUAUUUUCGGUCCUUUUUGCGGCAGCGGAGCAGAAGAGCAAAAGACGACUCUUGUCGUUAUCUUUGUAGCAUCAGCUUCUAUGUACUCUAUAACUUUGCAGCCAAAACUUCCUGUAC